This is a messenger RNA of Beta vulgaris subsp. vulgaris (sugar beet), 1948 nucleotides long. RefSeq names its product allantoinase. Lineage: Eukaryota; Viridiplantae; Streptophyta; Magnoliopsida; Caryophyllales; Amaranthaceae. The coding region runs from base 98 to 1600 and encodes 500 amino acids. Gene Ontology annotation, cellular component: cytoplasm. The record is from RefSeq and is a predicted model, not a curated record. Gene Ontology annotation, biological process: allantoin catabolic process; purine nucleobase catabolic process. Gene Ontology annotation, molecular function: zinc ion binding; allantoinase activity; cobalt ion binding. The transcript is spliced from 16 exons.
UUCUCUCAUUCAUAUUAUUGAUAGAGAGAGAUCUAGAGAAAUAGAGAGGAGAAACAUCGAGUGUAUGUGAGUGAAAAGAGGUGAGAAAGAGAUAAUAAUGGAGUUGCACAAACGGAAGUUCUUCUCUUUACUACCUGUUAUCGCUUCCAUUCUCUUCUUCUUCCUUAAAAUCUCUAUCAAGACUUCUCAAACUAAAUGUAGCCUUCUGCCUCACAACCAUUAUUGGAUUUCCAGCAAACGGAUUGUAACACCGGACGGAGUCAUUUCUGGCGCAGUUGAGAUAAAAGAUGGCAAAGUCUUUAGCAUUGUUAAAGAAGAAGAUUGGCAUGGAUAUAUCAGGCAGGGUCAAAUAGUUGACUUUGGGGAGGCCGUUGUCAUGCCAGGCCUUAUCGAUGUGCAUGCACAUUUGGAUGAUCCUGGAAGAGAUGAGUGGGAAGGAUUUCCUUCUGGUACUAGAGCUGCUGCAGCUGGUGGGAUAACUACCCUGAUAGACAUGCCUUUGAAUAGUGAACCUUCAACAGUUUCUGAGGAAACUCUUAAUCUUAAGAUUAAGGCUGCAAAGAACAGAAUUUAUGUUGAUGUUGGCUUCUGGGGCGGUCUUGUGCCUGAUAAUGCCCUCAAUGCAACUGCUUUAGAACGUCUCCUUAGAGCCGGUGCUCUUGGUUUAAAGUCUUUCAUGUGUCCAUCAGGAAUUAAUGACUUCCCAAUGACAAACAUUACUCACAUUAAGGAAGGACUGUCCAUCUUAGCUAAAUUCCAAAGACCAUUGCUCGUUCAUGCAGAAGUUCAAGAAGAUGACUUAGUGAAGGACAAUAAGAAUGAUGCUCAAUUAUAUUCAACUUAUCUCGAGACUAGACCACCUUCAAUGGAGGAGGGAGCUAUAAGAAAUCUCUUGACUAUUAGUGAAAACACAAGAGUUGGUGGUCCUUCAGAAGGAGCUCAUCUUCAUAUAGUUCAUCUUUCUGAUGCUCGAUCUUCUUUAGACCUUCUUAAGAAAGCAAAGAGUAGAGGGGACAGUAUAAGCAUAGAAACAUGUCCACAUUACUUGGCAUUUUCUGCAGAUGAGAUUCCUGAUGGAGAUACACGGUUUAAGUGCGCUCCUCCUAUCCGAGAUGCUGAAAACAAAGAGAAACUAUGGGAUGCUUUGAGGAAUGGAGAUAUCGAUAUGCUGAGUUCUGAUCAUUCACCCACACUCCCUGAACUUAAACUUCUACAAGUGGGUGACUUCUUGAAGGCAUGGGGUGGCAUAUCAUCUUUGCAGUAUGUUCUUCCCGCAACAUGGACUUCAGGUCGUAGUUAUGGGGUGACUUUAGAGCAAAUCGCUUCUUGGUGGAGCGAGAAACCAGCCAAACUUGCUAGCCAACAUUUGAAGGGGUCCAUUGCAGUUGGGAAUUAUGCAGAUAUUGUGGCAUGGGAGCCUGAAUCAGAGUUCCAUCUUGACGAAAAUCAUCCUUCACACAUUAAACAUCCUAGCAUCUCGGCUUACAUGGGAAGAAAACUUUCUGGUAAAGUUUUGGCAACAUUUGUAAGGGGAAACCUUGUCUAUAAAGAAGGAAAACAUGCUCCUGGUGCCUGUGGAAACCGUCUUCUAGCAAAAUAGCCCGCGAAUGGAUUUAAGGUUGGCGCGACACAAAUUAUAUAGAUGAUUGCUAAAUGUACAGUUGGAGAUGGUUGGAAAUCAGGAUUCAGAAAGCUAAGCCAAAAUGUACAUAGUAUUUAUGUGGCUAGCAUUCAUGAAGGAACUCUAUUCUUGGAGAUUUGAUGUUGGAAUCUCAUGUAGGUACCGCGAAUUUCGUGUGUUUGAUAGUGUUCUCCAAAGGUUUGGGUUGCAAAACUGGGAUAUUGUACAAAAUUGUACUGCAAUAACCAACCUUUUUGUGUACUGAGUUUUCUUCCAUGGACAAAAUAUUGUUGGUUGAAGGAAAAAUAUGAACUGUUCUCCCUGUUA